This is a messenger RNA of Xylaria bambusicola, 2029 nucleotides long. Its product is annotated as general substrate transporter. Gene Ontology annotation, biological process: transmembrane transport; carbohydrate transport. The record is from RefSeq and is a predicted model, not a curated record. Lineage: Eukaryota; Fungi; Ascomycota; Sordariomycetes; Xylariales; Xylariaceae. Gene Ontology annotation, molecular function: carbohydrate:proton symporter activity. The transcript has 4 exons. Bases 333 to 1928 code for a protein of 531 amino acids. Gene Ontology annotation, cellular component: plasma membrane.
GGCACCGCAACCAGGUUCAUUUGCAGGAGACAGUGGUACCACCCAUGGACCUCGCGACUCGUUGCUUACAUGAAAGGAGACCUCAGGUGCAUAAAAUUCUUGCCAGUUUGAACACAUGACGUAUCAAAUUUGAGUUGCCAGGGCCUUCCCAUUCCGCCACAACCUAUCGACCCUAUUUCCGGUUUUUCCCUUAAGGUUCUUAAGGUCGUGGCUUCCGGGGAUACGGGUUCGUCUCAACCUCAAAAAGAGCCAGCCCGCACUCCAGCGAGGAAUACGGGCCCUUUGUUUUGUGUACAUUGACAUUAUCGCUUGACUACAUACACUUCAUCACAAUGCGUUGGCUCGUCAAACCCCAGGCCGAGCAGGCCGAGACGGUCGGCAACACCUCGAGAGCGCCAGCGUCAAAGGAGAGAGUCACAUUCAUCGCCUGCUUCAUGGGCCUGGUGGCCAGUAUUGGAGGAUUCAUGUUCGGCUAUGUGAGCGGUCAAAUCUCAGGAUACUUCAACAUGGACGAUUACGCGCGCCGAUUCGGUGAUGCCAACGGUAAUUUCAGUGCAGUAAGACAGGGCACCAUCACUGGUCUGUUGCCCGCUGGGUGUCUAGUGGGUGCUCUGAUUGCUGGCAAGUUGGCCGAUACGGUAGGCCGGCGAUUGGCUAUUUCGAUCUCUGCUCUAUGGGCCAGCGUUGGCAUAGUCAUUGAAAUCUCGUCCCAGGAAGCCUGGUACCAGUUCGCUAUCGGGCGACUUGUCACCGGCUUCUCUAUCGGCUCCUUGUCCGUCGUCGUCCCCAUGUAUCAGUCCGAAAGCAGCCCAGCCAUCAUCCGAGGUAUUCUGGUUUCGACCUACCAGCUAUUCAUUACUCUUGGUAUCUGGACUAGUUACGUUGUAGACUGGGGCACCGCGCACAAGCCCGACAGCGCUUCAUGGCGUAUCCCCAAUGGUCUCGGUUUUGCUUGGUCUCUUAUCCUUGGUGUUGGAAUUCUUUUCCUUCCCGAAAGCCCACGUUUCGCCUACACAAGGGGCCGCACAGAAGAAGCUAGACGUACCAUUGCUAGCAUGGGCGGUAUCGACGAGAAUGACCCCAUCGUUAAUAACCAGAUCAACCAGAUUCGUGUCAAGCUGGAGGAAGAGCUUGCUCAAGGAAAAGCUAGCUGGAUCGAAAUUUUCACUGGCCCUCGCAUGUUCUACCGUACUGUCCUGGGAAUCGUGCUUCAGGCUGGUCAGCAGCUCCAAGGCGCGAACUUCUUCUUCUACUAUGGUACUACUAUCUUCCAGGCCACUGGUCUCAAAGAUAGUUACGUCACUCAGAUCAUUUUGGGUUCAGUCAAUGUGGCUUGUACCUUCGCUGGCCUUUACGUCGUUCACAAAGUGGGCCGAAGAAAGGCAUUAAUGGCCGGUGCUGCCUGGACCUUCGUCUGCUUCAUCAUCUACACUUUUGUUGGUCAAUUUGCGCUAGACCCGGUGAACCCACAGAAUACUCCUCAAGCCGGAUCAGCUCUUAUCGUCUUCUCUGCCCUCGCCAUCGCGGCUUUCGCUACCACCUGGGGCCCUAUUGUCUGGAUCGCCGUGGCCGAGCUUUACCCUACUCGAUAUCGUGCCCCAUGCAUGGCCCUUGCCACCGCGUCUAACUGGCUUUGGAAUUUCCUCAUCUCAUUCUUUACACGAUUCAUCACUGAUAAGAUUCACUACUGGUACGGUUUAGUCUUCGCAGGCUGCUGUUUGGUUCUCGUAUUCGUUGUGUUCUUCUUCUUGAUUGAAACCAAGGACCGCAGCUUAGAAGAGAUUGACACAAUGUAUUUGCUGCACGUGAACCCUAUCCACUCGGCCAAGUGGGAUGGAAGCAAGGUUCCGGAAGACUCUGCCCCAAGCAGUAGUCAUGGGCAGGAGCAGGUGCUUAAGCAGGAGCCUGUGAACCAGCCUACCGUGUAGGUUCUGGGAACAUGAUAAAGAGGAUACCUUUAUAUAAGAAUAGUACUUGUCGUAGUACAUAUAUAGUAAUACAGACGGCCAAGUUCCCGAUUUGACAACGA